AUGUCUUCUUGCCAGACACCAGUUAACGUCUCCGCGAGUGGCCAAAGUGAAAACCAUGAGGCUAUAAUUAAUUGGGUGUUAGCUACAAUAUCGUGGACUGUCGCUCCCCUUGCUAUACUUUUGAAUGCGUUGGUAAUUAUAGCCGUGACACAAAGGAAAGAGCUUCAGAAACACUCCAAUAUUCUGUUAUCAAGCAUUGCGCUGUCGGACAUGUUAACAGGCAUUGCAUCUAUACCCGCCGUGACUACCAAAACACUAAUUGCCCACCAAAGCUCUUCUGAGCUUAUAUGUGCAAUAAACAGAGAAGCUAUGAACUUAGAAGGUAUCUUUGUUACCUGCUCCCUGUACAACCUAACCGUGGUUGCUUGGGAAAGGUUUGUGGCCGUGAGGAAAUGGAUGGACUACAAGGUAAUUGUGACCAAACGUCGUCUUUUCAAGAUAUCAAUAAUCGCUUGGUUGUCGGCGAUUCUCACUCGACUCCCUCUUUACAUUACAGUUGUAACCAGUGCGGACACUAAGGUGAAAUACAUCUGCACUACGAUUUUAAAUGUCUGUGUAAUCGCGAACGUUGCUACCAUCGUUUAUUUCUAUGCCAUGAUUUACCACGGAGUGCGUAACCACCGGACAAGUAAUUUAAAGAACGUUAACGCUUUAGCACAAGCAAGACUAGAAUCCAGGGUGGCGAAGACGACUGCAUUGAUAACAGCUGCCCUUCUAUUGACGAUUGCUGUCAGUGGAAUUCUUGUUAUGACUAUGAGAUUAAAAUUUCCGACCUCACGUCCCACUUUAAGUAUCGAAAUCUCACGGACACUACUUCGACUAAACUCUGUCUUUAAUCCUGUCCUUUACUGCUUUAAAGACCUUCGUUUCCGGAAGGCGGUUCUUGAGCUUAUAAAAAUAAUAAAAACAUAG
Molecule: messenger RNA, 912 nt
Organism: Porites evermanni
Lineage: Eukaryota; Metazoa; Cnidaria; Anthozoa; Scleractinia; Poritidae
Source: the annotation of a GenBank genome assembly